Molecule: messenger RNA, 3516 nt
Organism: Archocentrus centrarchus (flier cichlid)
Lineage: Eukaryota; Metazoa; Chordata; Actinopteri; Cichliformes; Cichlidae
Product: ras-related protein Rap-2b-like
Exons: 1
Coding region: 328-876 (182 amino acids)
Biological process (GO): Rap protein signal transduction
Cellular component (GO): membrane
Molecular function (GO): GTPase activity; GTP binding
Source: RefSeq, a predicted model, not a curated record
GCCAUGCAAAAGCAGUGAAGCGAUCACGCUUCGCGGCCGCCGUUGCACAAUACAGUGCGAUCAAAAUGUGUCUUAAUUCACCACGCUGAUGCCCAGCAGCGGCCAUUCUCCCCGGAUCGGUGCUCCGCGGCCCUUACAGCGCAGGAGAGGAGGAUUUGCCGGCGUGCGAUUUGACUCCUAUCCGAGCCAGAGGGCAGCCUUCCGAGCCUGCUCGGCUUGAAAACAUCGGGGCUGGUCAGCGGGUGGGAGAGAGGAGGCUUCGUCGCGGAAAAGGAGGUGUCUGUUGUUUUUUUGUUUGUUUGUUUUUGUUUUUACCUCUCCACAGCCAUGAGGGAGUACAAAGUGGUUGUUUUGGGGUCGGGCGGAGUCGGCAAAUCCGCGCUGACGGUUCAGUUCGUGACGGGCUCCUUCAUCGAAAAGUACGACCCCACCAUAGAGGAUUUCUACAGGAAGGAGAUCGAAGUGGACUCGUCUCCGUCGGUGCUGGAGAUCCUGGACACGGCAGGGACCGAGCAGUUCGCCUCCAUGCGUGACCUGUACAUCAAGAACGGCCAGGGCUUUAUUUUGGUCUACAGCCUGGUCAACCAGCAGAGCUUUCAGGACAUCAAGCCCAUGAGAGACCAGAUCAUCCGGGUGAAGAGGUACGAGAGGGUGCCCAUGAUCCUGGUGGGAAACAAGGUGGACCUGGAGGGGGAGAGAGAGGUGUCUUCCGGGGAGGGCAAGGCUCUGGCCCAAGAGUGGAACUGCCCGUUUAUGGAAACUUCAGCCAAAAAUAAAGGAUCAGUCGACGAACUGUUUGCAGAAAUAGUCAGACAGAUGAACUAUUCAACUGUCCCCAGCGGUGGCAACAAGUGCUGUUCAUGUGCCCUGCUCUAAACAAACAAACAUACAGAAACUGUGCAUCCGGGCUGUUUGAGCUUUCGAGUCGUCCUGCAGGCUUUUUGCAAACGUAUUCUCUCUCCUCACACUGUUGUCUUAUUGUUGCACACACACACACACACACACACACACACAAAUCCACAACAACAAUCAAUUAUGUAUCAUAUUCUGGAAAAGUGUUUACAUGACAAAGUACUUGAAUGUUUUGGGAAUUUUUUUUAUAGCUUUGUAAAUGACACUUCUCUGGAAAUGUGCCUCAGUGGGAAUGUCUUAUUGUGAAACCUAAGAGACACAUGUUUUCUGGUAAUCUUUGUGUGGGGGGGGGUUUGCUGUGAUUUUUUUUUUUUGUGUUUGUUUUUUCUCAGUUGUACUGUUUGUAUCUAGGGGGCUGGGUUUGUCUGUCUUGGAGACUGGCUGUUCUUGUGUUGGGGGCUAUUGCACCAGAUCCCCAGGCUUAGAUGGGAUUGGUUACCUUUGGGGUCUUUUGGGCUGGUGGAAGGCCUGAAAGUGUUUUUUUUUUUUUUUUUUAAACAAACAAACAAAAAAACUGAGUAAAUUAUCAAUCACCACUCAAGCCUUGCACAGGUUGCUCAGAUCAAUAAAUCAAUCUCAAACAGUAAAGCGUGAUACAAGAGCCGCAGAUCCACCCACUAAUACUGUAUUUGAAGAUGUGGACUGAGGUGGAGUUGUUGUGCUGACAUAUUUUAGUCCCCCCUACCCACCCCUCACCCCUGGGCUGGUGAAAGUGGAUUUAUUGUGGAACUUGCACUUAGCUGACGGUGUCCUUCCCCAGUGUGCACAAACGAGGACCUUAGUGCAUUGCUGUCGCUACACGGGGAACGCCGUGACCCCAUGUCAAGUGCCUUCCUAAGAAAUCUUCUGUGACUGUGCCAACUCAUGAGCCCUACUUCCUCUGCAGUGCGUCAUGACGGCAAUCAGAAUUUUUCUAGCAGUUUUCAAUAUACAGUUUAGUUUCAUUUGUGGGCACAAUGAGAGGCGCUUCUUCCUAUUUUACUGUAAGGAAGCUUUGCUUGUACUAGACCUGCUGUCUAAAGGGUCAGAUUCAGUCUGUUUCUCGAGGUACUACUCCAACAAGAACAACAGAAUAACUUUACCCACUGCGAUUCUGGUUCAGUGAAUGGAAGCCAUGUCUGUGUGUAUUAUCUAGCUGGUUUUUGGUUGUUUUUUUUUUUUUUUUUAAUUGUUGUUGGGGGUUUUUUCCCUUUCUGAAAUGUGACUUUUUUUGACUUACCAUAAUUGUAUUUCUCUCUUUGGACAAAUGCCAUCCACCUGUCAGUUUGGAAGACUUGUAAUACAGAACAGAUUUUACGUAAUGCUGUGUGCUGUGCCUGUCUGUGCCGAGGAUGUGUAUAUGCAUUAUACUUUCGGGGUAUUUUGAAUUUGACUGUCACUGUAAACAACUUUAGGGCUGAAACUGGUAGUUGAUUAAUUCAUUAGGCAACCAACUGCUAGUCAGAAGUCACAGAUAACAAAUGAAUUGUGUAGCUAUACACAAAAAUGGGAUCUAGGAUGGCUGGGAUGCCCUGUAAAAUGCAAAUAAGAACAUGAUGCCAUGAUUUGCUAAUCAUUUAAACCAUUUUAAGUGAAAGUGAAACUGAGAAGUUUCAUUUUAUGUGAAAAAUAUUGAUUUUUCAUUUUGAAUUUGAUGCCAGCUGGAUGCUUCAAAAUAAAUUGUGACUGUUUUUUUUUUUUUGUAACACUCCAAAAUUGUUUGGAACUGAUGACAGAAGCAAAGUGUUUUGUCACGCUUGCUUGGUAUCAGUUUAGCAUCCAAACUCCUUCUACAGAGCCAUGCUGUUGUAAUUUUUGCAUUGGCAUUGUCUUGCUGAAAUAAACAAGACUUAUCUGUAAAACAGAUCAUCUGAAUAGCAGCAUAUGUUAGUCUAAAACCUGCAUGCAUUGUUCUCCAUUAUUAGGUCCUUCACAGAUGUACAAGUGGCCCACGUUGUGUGCACUACAACAGUUUUCCACAUCACCUCAGUCCACCUUAAAUGAGUUGGGCCUAGAGAAAAUUUCUGUUUCUCUGAAUCUUUAUAUGUUUUUUUUUUUUUUUUUUUUUUUUUUUUUUUACAUGUUAGAGUUUUAAUUUGUGGGUGGAGUAACAAACUGUGUUCCUGAGCUCAUGUCACUGUUUCUGCUACAGAAUCAUCUGUUUUUAAAUACAGUGCCACCCAUGGGCCUGAACAUAACAGCCAUUCAAUAACUGUUUCCAACACUGCAACAUACAUGCAGCGAUUUUCCCGGACUCUCUGAAUCUUUUAGCAGUGCACAUCUCUUCCAGUUUUUUUGUUGCUCCUCUCACAACUUAAACUUAAAAAGUUGAUGGCAUCAAAUUUGAAAUAAGUAUGGGGGGGAAAAGAUAACAGAGUUGCAACAUUUUGUCUAAAAUCAUGUUCAAAUGAUUUUGCUUUUAUUUACAUUUUACAGCUUCCCAGCGAUUUGAAACGGAAGUCACAGUGAAAGUUAGCGGGAUGUGCAAAUGGGACGUCGUUCAGUUUUGGAAGUGUUGAUCGCACAAAGAAAGUAAUUUAAGGAUGUCAGUGAAUCUGUCAUGCAUAUUUUUCAGUGCUUUUGGAUUUUUAUACAUAUCAAUAAAAUACUGAUUUACAAUUUAAA